This is a messenger RNA of Priapulus caudatus, 488 nucleotides long. RefSeq lists its product as uncharacterized. NCBI's taxonomy places the organism in Eukaryota, Metazoa, Priapulida, Priapulimorpha, Priapulimorphida, Priapulidae. The transcript is spliced from 2 exons. Bases 49 to 417 code for a protein of 122 amino acids. The record is from RefSeq and is a predicted model, not a curated record.
GUUUCGACCAUUCCGACCGAAGACGAAUGGAAGAUUAACGACAUAAUCAUGCGAACGAUGUACGACCUGAAAGUCUGCUCACUGUUUCUGAAGCAGGCGAUAGCCGACGCGACGCUGAAGGAGCACGCCGACGACAUCUACAGUCGACACAGCAUCGAGAAGGUCAACCUUGAAAUCACGAGACUGUUACUCGUCCUCGAGCUCGCGUCGCACGAAUUCGUCGGCUUCGUGCCACAUAUGGACAUAGUUGUGAAACUGCCCGCUAGGGAGCCUGCCGAGUCGACGAGAGUCGCUCGCGACUACCUGCUCAUGCGGGAUCUUGUUAACUAUCUGGAGUUUGUCGUUGAAGUGUUCGGUAAAAUCAAGAAGAGCUACGAGGCAAGGCUCGCCGUGAAAACCGUGGUAAACUUCGUCUGAGAACGCGCACGGAAACAGUUAUAUUAUAUUAUAUAUUACAUUAUAUACAUAUAUUAUAUAUUAUAUUUAUA